AUGGCCUCGGCAGAGCGGCUCUGCUGCGGCGGCCUCGCGACUGUGCAGUGGGCAAAACGCGGACGUCUUGAGAAGGCACCGGCCCCGGGAGAGUGGCGGGAAAUCCAAGGCAUCGGUGACAGUGUCGCGCCGAUGGCUUCUGACAUUCAAUUGGCGUUCGUCAAGCAAGAAAUAGAUGAUAAUGCAGGGCUUGGGACGUGGCUAGAUUUCAUGGAGAGACUGCAAGACAUUGAUGCUGGAGACAAGAAGACUGCGAGCGCCCCCGGCGACAAGCGGCACGCGUGCGGGCAGUGCGGCAAGUGCUUCAUGGGUGAGACGUCGUACGUGUGCCUUGAGUGCGGCAAGGGCUUCGCGCAGGCCUGCAACUUGAACUUGCAAGUGAGGACGCACACGGGCGAGAGGCCGUACGUGUGCAUGGAGUGCGGGAAGAGUUUUCCCAGGUGCUCCAACAUGAAGAAGCAUGCCAGGACGCACACGGGCGAGAAGCCGUACGUGUGUGAUGAAUGCAGUGUGUGUGGGAAGGCGUUUUCACGUUCAUCUACUCUUGUAACACACCAGAGAACACACACGGGAGAGAAAACCUUCAAGUGCAGUGUGUGUGGGAAGGCGUUUUCACAGUCACCAAAUCUUCAAAGACACCAGAGAAGACACACGGGAGAGAAACCCUUCAAGUGCGGGGUGUGUGGAAAGGCGUUUGCACAGUCACCACAUCUUCAUGUACACCAGAGAACUCACACAGGAGAUAAACCCUUCAAGUGCAGUGUGUGUGGGAAGGCCUUUUCAGUUUCAUCUGCUCUUGUAACACACCAGAGAACACACACGGGAGAGAAACCCUUCAAGUGCAGUGUAUGUGGGAAGGCGUUUGCACAUUCAUCUACUCUUGUAAAACACCAGAGAACACACACGGGAGAGAAAACCUUCAAGUGCAGUGUGUGUGGGAAGGCGUUUUCACAGUCACCAAAUCUUCAAAGACACCAGAGAACACACACGGGAGAAAAACCCUUCAAGUGCGGGGUGUGUGGGAAGGCGUUUGCACAGUCACCACAUCUUCAUGUACACCAGAGAACUCACACAGGAGAUAAACCCUUCAAGUGCAGUGUGUGUGGGAAGGCGUUUUCAGUUUCAUCUGCUCUUGUAACACACCAGAGAACACACACGGGAGAGAAACCCUUCAAGUGCAGUGUAUGUGGGAAGGCGUUUGCACAUUCAUCUACUCUUGUAAAACACCAGAGAACACACACGGGAGAAAAACCCUUCAAGUGCGGGGUGUGUGGGAAGGCAUUUGCACAGUCACCACAUCUUCAUGUACACCAGAGAACUCAUACAGGAGAUAAACCCUUCAAGUGCAGUGUGUGUGGGAAGGCGUUUUCAGUUUCAUCUGCUCUUGUAACACACCAGAGAACACACACGGGAGAGAAACCCUUCAAGUGCAGCGUGUGUGGGAAGGUGUUUGCACAUUCAUCUUCUCUUGUAACACCCCAGAGAACACACACAGGAGAGAAACCCUUCAAGUGCAGUGUGUGUGGGAAGGCGUUUUCACAGUCAUCAACUCUUCAUGGACACCAGACAACACAUAAGCAUCAGAAGAUCAACAAGGAGUGGAGUCUGAAAUCAGCUUGUGAAAGUCAAAGUGCCGCAAUGAGCCCAUCCCGUCCCGAGUUCUCGCCGCCGUCCGUCGUCGGCCUCGGCCUGGCGGAGAAUCUCGGCGCCGCGGGCGCCCUCCUCGACUCCGGCUCUCCCUGCCGCGGCGCCGAGUCGCCCUCUGGCCUCCGCUCGAGCCGGCGCCCCGAGCGCGAGCCGGGGCCGCCCCUCCCAGCCGGCGCUCGCAUCGGACGGCGGCGCUCGCACGCGCGAGAGACGAGAGAUGCCCCGUUUACCGUGCGAGCGGUGAAUGGGGCACACUUAGCUUGGCGCGAGCGCCGGAGGCCACUGCGCUAG
Petromyzon marinus (sea lamprey) is the source of this 1938-nucleotide messenger RNA. Lineage: Eukaryota; Metazoa; Chordata; Hyperoartia; Petromyzontiformes; Petromyzontidae. The record is from RefSeq and is a predicted model, not a curated record.